Molecule: messenger RNA, 972 nt
Organism: Fraxinus pennsylvanica
Lineage: Eukaryota; Viridiplantae; Streptophyta; Magnoliopsida; Lamiales; Oleaceae
Source: the annotation of a GenBank genome assembly
AUGGUUAAGUUUCAUCUAACAAGAAGUUUUGUUUCUCUAUUUCUUAGUUUGAUUUUUCUUCUUUAUUUUCAAGUGAGCGAUGCCAUAAACUUUGGUCCCAAAUCCCCAUAUUUUAAUAAAAUAUAUCAGCUUGGCACUUCAAAAGCCGAUACCGGAAAUUUAAUUCGUGAAAGUCCAUCAAGAUCUAUAUGUUCAAGUUUUCCUUAUGGUCAAAAUUUCUUUAGGGGCGCAACUGGUCGAUGCUCAAAUGGUCUCCUUAUCGUUGACUACACUGCAUUGUCAGCUGGUCUUCCGUUCCUGAAUCCUUACAAGGAAAUCGGAGCAGACUUCUCAAAUGGCGUAAACUUUGCAGUAACAGGCGCAACUGCUUUACCAGUCGAAACCUUGGCAGCUAUGAAUAUUAGAUCGCCAUACACUCCAAGUUCUCUUAAUGUACAAUUGGAUUGGAUGGCUUCUUUUUUCAAUACCACAUGCCACAGUAACAAAGAUUGUGCAGAGAAGAAUGCAAAUGCUCUCUUCAUGGUUGGAGAAAUCGGAGCUAAUGACUAUAACUAUGCAUUAUUCCAAGGAAAAUCUAUUCAAGAGGCAAAACAAAUGGUACCACAAGUUGUUGGUGCGAUCGCAAAUGGUGUUAGGAGAGUAAUCCAGUUUGGAGCUACUCGAAUAAUGGUUCCUGGUAAUUUCCCCGUUGGUUGUUUUCCACUAUAUCUUACUGGGUUUCAGACCAAUGACUCAACAGCUUAUGAUGAAGAAUUUCAUUGCCUUAAAGACAUAAAUAACUUGUCAAUUUAUCAUAAUGAGCAACUGCAAAAAGCCGUUGAUGAAUUGAAGGCACAAAACCCAAAUACCAGUAUUAUCUAUGCCGAUUAUUACAAUGCCUACCUUUGCCUAAAGCGCUAUUAUUGGGCUUUGAUAUCAAUGCAGUACAAAAAGCUUGUUGUGGAAUUGGAGGUGCUUACAAUUUUGAUAUGA